This is a messenger RNA of Emericellopsis cladophorae, 2079 nucleotides long. Its product is annotated as Engulfment and cell motility protein-like protein. Lineage: Eukaryota; Fungi; Ascomycota; Sordariomycetes; Hypocreales; Bionectriaceae. Gene Ontology annotation, cellular component: plasma membrane. The record is from RefSeq and is a predicted model, not a curated record. Bases 1 to 2079 code for a protein of 692 amino acids. The transcript has a single exon. Gene Ontology annotation, biological process: cell motility; actin filament organization.
AUGGAUCAAGCAGAUAUCCCCGCGCUGCUAUCGCGCAUGGCGAGCGACGAAGAUGCUUCGCGCAAAAUGGCAGUCUUCAAGUUGCAGAACUCUAUCAACGACCCGUCCUUUGCCGACGUGUUCAUUUCCUCGGGCGGACUGGUGGUUCUGCGACGCCUGAUCAUGACCUCCAGCGGCAACACACUGGCCUACUCGCUACAAAGCUUGACACGCUUGCUUGAGGUCGACAUGGGGUGGGAUAUCUUUGAAGGGCCGACCGCGAGCGACCUCGUCGAACGAAUCGUCGAAUUAAUCGUCAAGAAUCCGCUGGUCAACAUCCUCAGGGGAGCAAUGUCCAUACUGGUGUCGCUAGUGGGACAUUCACAAUCACAUACCGAGUCGAAUCAAACACCCGGCACAUUUGGGUUCCGCGCACUCAAACCAGCGGUAGCGGUCCACCCUCAGUUUCUGGAAUUGGUCAUCCAGCAACUGCAAAGUGCAGAUCACGCGCUGUGUGCGAGCGCGCUCAUGUUAAUCAAUGCGCUAAUACGAGAUGCGCUGUCAGGCGAGGUGUCUGCGAACAAGAUAUCACCGAUGACGGCAGAUGGCGAGGAUUGGUCCAUCAUGAUCAAGAAGUUGCAUGAUCUAGGUCUGAUCAAGGCCGUGUACAAUCUCAUGCGGAGCUCGACGCUACAAGACCUUGCACACCCCAUGCUGGAAUUCCAGUCGCUGACGAAAGUGCUCCUACGGAAAUGGCGUCAAGUCCACGUGGAUGUUGAGCGAACAGAACAUAGACGGGCGUUGAAGAGCCUGCAUCUCGCAAGCAACCCGGACCGAGGCCAUGUCAAUGGCCAUUCGAGGGAUGGCUCAAGCGAGCGGACUGGGAAGAGCAGCAAGCGACAUAACCCGGAGAAAUGGAGGCGGCUUGGUUUCGAGUCAGAGUCCCCCGCUGCCGAAUUUGGUGAUGCUGGCUACCUAGGUUUGAUGGAUUUGACAGACUAUGUACGAAGGCACGAAGAUGGGUUUCAGAAGCUUCUUCUCGAGCAAGCUUCGACACCGCUGCGGGACCGUUUACCCGUAGCGCAAGCCAGUAUUGCUGUCACCAUGAUUCUCUAUGAGCACUUCAGGGUGGAUAUGACGGACUUGGAGGAGACGCGGGGCUACCGCGGCAUUGAUAUGACGGACCAUGAGAUUCUCUUCCGGCCGCUGCUCCUUCAGUGGUCUCGUCUCCAUGCCUCCGGGCUUCACGGGUUUUUCCGGGUGUGGAAAGCCACCGACGCCAAGUACGGUGACUUUGACAAGGUUGCUGAGCUGGUGCGCAUCUUGAUCGAACAGGUUGUGGGGCAGGCGACGCGGACAAAGGACUUACUGGAAGUUGAGGAUGACCUGCAAGAGUACGACGUACCGAGACUUCGUGAGCUGCAGAUGAGUCUUCUGAAGCUGUCGUUCGAGGAGAAGUGGGGUCAGCACCUGGUACAGGCUCGUGAGGAGUUGAAGCAGGAGGCUUUGCACUUUGUGAAAGAACAGCGAGUGCGAUGUCUUCUCGAUGGAUCUUGGUUCGAGCGGCCGGCCGCUCAGAACUCGAGUGGUCUGCCGUGGCGGUACGCCAAGCUAUCGCAUAACAAGCGAUACCUGCACUACGCCGACUUCCACCAGCAAACAGCACACGACCCUGUGCUUGGCACAUUACCAGAGAGGGUGGCUCUCAACGCGAUCAGUUCCGUCGUCUCAAAUGUGUCGGCCAGCGACGAUAUUAGGAGCAUCACAAGCGGUUCGACACUCAAGCUGCAACACGCACCAAAGUCGACGACCAAGAUAACGAUAAACACGGAAGUGGGUGGCAAGGAGCAGGUCAUGCUUACCCUAUGGCCAACGAGCCACAGCCUUGCUUCGGAAUGGCUUGACGGGUUGUUGAUGUUGCUUGGGCAGGCCCCAAUCACCGCAGAGACGAACAAGCUGAUCAACCUGGUGAGUGACUAUGGCCUCAAGAUCAGGCUCCUCAACGUCAGGAUGGACGCGGCGUUCGAAGGGCCGCCACCAGGGGCAGGUGUGGUGCCCAGUCGGACGGACCUGGAUGAGGACUAUUUCUUCGAGGUGUAG